UGAAAGUUUUCUCUCAGGUCAGGUUGAUGUUUUUUUUUUGUUUGGUGUUGGUUGUUCAUUAACACACACCUGACACACCUGACCACACGUUUCCUCUUCAGGUUUCUUUUCUAAACACGCGUCCACUGAACUUCCACUACAGUCAUGUAGGAUUCACAUUCAUCUGAUCUCAAAUCAUCAGUGGUAUUUUGGCUUGUUGAAGGAUUAAGAUGCAGAUUUAUGAACCUCUGCAAUGACGUGGUCAUUAAAUCCAGGAGAUUGUUUGUAAGGACGAUCGCUGUCGGUGGACGUGAUGUUGGGUUUCUUCAUCUGCUUCAGCUCUCUGCUCGGUGUCUCUGGCUUUGAUGUUUUAGCUUGCAGAAACUCUUCGGUGACGUUAAACGUGGUUCUUCUGGAGGAUGAAGGUUCACCUUGGAGUCUGAAGUUUGUUCAGGAUGUGGUGGAUAAAGCCGUUCGAGUGGAAAAUGAGAAGAACACGGCUGCAGGUUUAGAAUUCAAGAUGAAGGUUCUCUUCAGUGGUUUUAAUACGACUCAUUAUAGACGGCGUGGAUGUGGCAGCAGCACAUGUGAAGCUGUAGAGAUCCUUAAAUCACUUUAUAACAGCAGUGAGCUGGGUUGUGUUAUGCUCGGCCCGUCCUGUACAUAUGCAACUUUCCAGCUGGUGGAUCAAGAGGUGGGUCUGACUCUUACCGUCCCCAUCAUCUCUGCUGGGAGCUUUGGUUUGUCGUGUGAUUAUAAAGAGAAACUCACGCGUCUGCUGCCUCCGGCUCGAAAGAUCUCAGACUUCUUCGUUCACUUCUGGAACGCAUCCUUCACUAAUCUGAAACCUGAGUGGAAAACAGCGUACAUCUAUAAAAAACCAAAUAACACUGAGGAGUGCUUCUGGUAUAUCAAUGCUCUUGAAGCUCCAUCAGCUCUGUUCGCCUCUAAUAUAUCCAGAGAUAUGCUGAGGACUCCAGAUGAACUCAAAGAUGCACUGAAAAUAAAAGACCGACACAGUAACAUUUUUAUUCUGUGUGGGACACCAGACGAUGUUCUGGCUAUUAAGGAAAGCACUCAUGUUCCUCCAGAUGUGGUCUUCAUUCUCAUCGAUCUCUACAAUGAAGGAUAUCACACAAACAGCUCCAGUUAUGAACACAUGAGAGAUGUGUUGGUCAUCACUACACACAGCUUCAGGAAUUACUCCAGUGACAACUUCUGGAAACUAAACACAACGGCUUUGAAUGAUUAUGUGGUGGGUUAUCACGAUGCCGUGCUUCUCUUUGGUCAAGUGAUGAGAGAAAAUCUGCUGUCCAUUAAACAUCAUUCAUCCAGCAGCGUCAUAAAGAAUCCAUUCAGAAACACAGCGUUUGAUGGUGUAGGUGGACAUUAUGUAUUAGAUGCUAGUGGAGACAGAGAUCUCAAUCUGUCUGUUGUUUAUACAUCCGGCACAAACCACCAGUAUAAAACACUGUUUGUAUUCGACACAUCUAUUAACCAAACUAAGACGAAUCACAGUAAUCCAGACCUGCCGUGGGCCGGAUCUCGUCUGCCCAGUGAUAAACCUUCUCACGGUAUGCAGGCUCAGAACAUCAUCAUGAUAGUGCUCGGACUCAGUGUCGUCAUGGCGACCGGUAUCGCUUUCAUACUAUACAGACAGAACAGAAGAGUGAGAUACAAUCAGAAGAAAUGGUCUCAUAUCAAUCCAGCGCUCAUCACACCUUUAGAUGAUAAAGAGAGAAAUCAUAUCAGUCUCAGAAUUGAUGAAGAUAAGAAAGGAGACAACAGCAUCCAGAUACACAAGGGUCGUUAUGACAAAAAGCCGGUCAUACUGAAGGAACUGAAGAACACAGAUGGGAAUUUCUCUGAGGAUCAGCGGAUUGAACUCAAUGCUUUGUUGCGUAUAGAUUAUUAUAAUCUGACUAAAUUCUACGGGACGGUGAAGUUUGACUGCGGUGUGUUUGGAGUAUUUGAGUUUUGUGAGCGAGGAUCACUCAGGUUUGUGCUGAACGACAAAAUCUCAUAUCCAGACGAGAGCUUCAUGGAUCUGGAGUUUAAAAUCUCAGUCAUGUACGACAUCGCAAAGGGGAUGUCUUACCUUCACUCCAGUAACGUUGAAGUUCACGGCCGACUAAAAUCUACAAACUGUGUGGUGGACAAUCGCAUGGUGGUUAAAAUCACCGACUUUGGCUGUAAUACGAUCCUCACACCAGGGAAAGAUCUGUGGACGUCUCCUGAACACAUGCGGCUUCAGGGAAUCUCUCAGAAAGGUGAUGUUUAUAGUUUUGCCAUCAUCUCUCAAGAGAUCAUCCUCAGGAAAAGCACCUUUUACACCAGCUGUUGUUCAGAUACCGCAGAGAAGAUCUAUCGAGUACAGAACCCCAGAGGACCAAACGUCUUCAGACCCGAUCUCAGUUUUGAGUCUGUCGGAGAGACCGAAGCUGAGUUGUUUGUCCUGAUCAAGAGCUGUUGGGAAGAGGAUCCAGAGAAGAGACCGGACUUUAAGAGGAUUGAAGGAGCUCUGGGGAAGAUCUUCAGUAAUCUUCAUAACCAGGCCAAUGCCAGCUACAUGGAUAAUCUGAUCCGUCGACUGCAGAUGUAUUCCAGAAACCUGGAGCACCUGGUGGAGGAGCGAACGUCUCUGUAUAAAGCUGAGAGAGAUCGAGCGGAUCAACUCAACUGUAUGCUGCUGCCCGGGCCUGUAGUUCGGUCACUGAAGGAGACGGGUCGUGUUGAGCCUGAACUCUUUGAUGAAGUCACCAUCUACUUCAGUGAUAUCGUUGGCUUCACCACCCUCUGUCAUCACAGCACACCUAUGGAGGUGGUGGACAUGCUGAACGACAUCUACAAGAAAUUUGACAGCAUUCUGGAUCAUCAUGACGUCUACAAGGUGGAGACGAUCGGAGACGCUUACAUGGUUGCGUCUGGACUGCCGAAUCGUAACGGGAACAGACACGCUGUGGACGUUUGUCUCAUGGCUCUCGACAUUUUAGAGUUUAUGGGAACAUUUCAACUGAGACACCUGCCGGGAAUCCCACUGUGGAUCCGGAUCGGAAUCCAUUCGGGUCCUUGUGCUGCAGGUGUUGUGGGGAAUAAGAUGCCACGGUACUGUCUGUUUGGAGAUACAGUCAACACAGCAUCACGUAUGGAGUCUACAGGACUACCUCUAAGGAUUCAUGUGAGUCAGUCCACCAUUGAAAUCCUGCAGAGGACCGACUGUCAGUUUGAGUGUGAAAACAGAGGAGAAACUUACCUGAAGGGUAAAGGAAAGGAGAUGACCUAUUGGUUGACUGGAGUCACAGGACAGAAAUAUAAUCUGCCAACUCCACCUACAGCAGAGAAUUUCCAGCGUUUGCAGCAGGAUCUGGCUGAGCGGAUCAUUUCUACAUUGGCCACCCGUGGAAAUGAGCGAAGAAAAACUCUCUCCACACGACAGCGCAGAACACCAAGACACAGCGGUGACAACCAACCUGAAUACCUGCAUCUGACUGACCCCAAUAUACACCUGUAACACACACACACACACACACACACACACCUGUAACACAAACACCUGUACUACACACACAUACACCUGUAACACACACACACACACACACACACACGCACCUGUAACACAAACACCUGUACUACACACACAUACACCUGUAACACACACACACACACACACACACGCACGCACCUGUAACACACACACCUGUACUACACACACA
Molecule: messenger RNA, 3692 nt
Organism: Paramisgurnus dabryanus
Lineage: Eukaryota; Metazoa; Chordata; Actinopteri; Cypriniformes; Cobitidae
Gene: gucy2ca
Product: guanylate cyclase 2Ca
Biological process (GO): intracellular signal transduction; receptor guanylyl cyclase signaling pathway; protein phosphorylation
Cellular component (GO): plasma membrane
Molecular function (GO): ATP binding; peptide receptor activity; protein kinase activity
Source: RefSeq, a predicted model, not a curated record